AUGUCUCGCCCGGAGCUUCAAGCGCCUCCAGAAAUUUACUAUGGCGAUACAGAAGCCAAGAAAUACACUAAUAAUUCGCGCAUCCAACAGAUCCAAGCCGACAUGACAUACCGAGCUCUCGAAUUACUGAAUCUACCUCCCGAUGAGUCAGCCUUCGUCCUUGACAUUGGCUGCGGCUCCGGGCUCUCUGGUGAAAUUCUCGACGAGCAGGGUCAUGUGUGGGUAGGCGUGGAUGUUGCCCCAAGCAUGUUAGAGGUUGCCUUUGAACGAGAAGUAGAAGGAGACUUAUUUCUGCAAGAUAUUGGACAAGGAUUCGGUUUCCGGCCAGGUAGCUUUGACGCAGCAAUAAGCAUAUCCGUAAUCCAAUGGCUUCUCAAUGCCGAAACUUCACAUCCCACCUCCUCACCCCCACAUCGUCUCACUCGCUUCUUCACUACUCUCUUCGCUGCUCUUCGCAAUCCCUCUCGAGCUGUUCUACAAUUCUACCCGACAUCAGACGAUCAGAUCCAAUUGAUCACGUCUAUUGCGCAAAAAGCUGGGUUCGGCGGUGGCAUAGUGGUCGACUAUCCCAACUCGAACAAGGCGCGGAAAGUAUUUCUGUGUCUAUUUGUUGGUGGUGGCGGCGGAUCCCAACAGAUGCCAAAGGGUUUGGAGGAUGAGGGCCAGGAGAGUGAAGGGCGAGCGAUGUUCGAAAAGAGGAGAGAGCGACAGUCGAAGUCAAAGAGUGGGAAGCGCAAAAGCAUAAAGGACAAGGACUGGAUUUUGAAAAAAAAACAGCUGUAUCGGCAACGCGGCAAAAACAACGUCCCUCACGAUUCAAAAUACACGGGACGCAAACGGAAGCCUGUAUUCUGA
This is a messenger RNA of Sparassis crispa, 855 nucleotides long. RefSeq names its product 18S rRNA (guanine(1575)-N(7))-methyltransferase. Bases 1 to 855 code for a protein of 284 amino acids. Gene Ontology annotation, cellular component: nucleolus. Gene Ontology annotation, molecular function: rRNA (guanine) methyltransferase activity. The transcript has 6 exons. The record is from RefSeq and is a predicted model, not a curated record. Gene Ontology annotation, biological process: rRNA (guanine-N7)-methylation. Lineage: Eukaryota; Fungi; Basidiomycota; Agaricomycetes; Polyporales; Sparassidaceae.